UGGAUCAAUGCAUCACUUUCUUUAAUACUUCAUUAUGUCAUGUUUUCUUCAUGACUGCAGAUACUCAGGGGAAAAAUGCAAAACAAGAAGGAAUUAAACCUCAUUUCUCUAACUUCCCUGCUCUUUACAUCCACACAGUGAUUAAAGUGAAGUCACUUCAUCUUUUGUCUGUUUGUGCAGAGCUCCCACAGCAACAUGUCUGCAAGAAGGAGGAGGAGGAGGAGGAGGAGGAGGUUCCCACUGAGCAGCAGCUCUGCAGCCAGGAGAGGAGCUGCAGUCUGGACCAGCCAGAGGCAGAACUUCCACACGUGAAAGUGGAAGAGGAGGAAGUCUGUAUCAGACAGGAUGAAGAGCGGCUCAGCCUGAAGCAGGAGCUGGAUACGACUCCGGCUUCUGAUGAGGGGAGCCGCUGGGAACCAGACAAGAACCAAGUCCUCUCUCAGAACUCUCCUAAAGCUGAGAACCAAGACCAGGAGGACCCGGGGUGCGGCAACACUGAAGAGCUGAAACGGACCAAGAGAAAUGAUCAAAUGAGAGAUUAUAGAGACGAUGUGGACGAGAGAAACCAACCAAGUGAAAAAGAUAAAAAUCAGUUUGUUUGUAAAGUCUGUGAGAAGAGUUUCAGUCAGAAAUAUAAGCUCACCACUCACAUGAGGAUGCACACGGGGGAGAUGUCUUGUGAAAUCUGUGGUAAGAGUUACACCAUGAGUCGUGACCUGAACGCUCACCUGAUGAGUCAUAAAGGUGAGAAGCCCUUCGUGUGUCCCACCUGUGGAAUGGGCUUCACUCGAAAAAACCGUUUGAAGCUUCACAUGAGAACUCACACGCAGGAAAAACUUUUUUUGUGUCAUACGUGUGGGAAAAGUUUCACUGAAAGCAGUGUUUUGGCUUCUCACCAGAUGACUCACACAGGUGAGAAGCCCUUCUCCUGCAACACGUGUGGAAAACGUUUUAGUCGAAAAUGUGAUUUAAUUCCUCAUUUGAGGACUCACACGGGUGAGAAGCCCUUCUUGUGUCGGACCUGUGGGAAAACUUUUAGUCGUAAAUGUUCUUUAACUACUCACAUGAGAACUCACACAGGUGAGAAGCCCUUCUCCUGUCAGCUCUGCGGGAAAAGCUUCAGACUGUAUGGUAACAUGUUCAGGCACAAGAGACUUCACUCCAGAGAAAAGCUCUGAUCUUUAAUCUUUCUCAGACUUUUGGGUCUGAAGUUCAUCAAACUGUCCUGUCCAUCACAGAGAGACAAGUGAGACAAACGUCCACUCGUUUACAACU
Molecule: messenger RNA, 1275 nt
Organism: Austrofundulus limnaeus
Lineage: Eukaryota; Metazoa; Chordata; Actinopteri; Cyprinodontiformes; Rivulidae
Product: zinc finger and SCAN domain-containing protein 2
Biological process (GO): regulation of transcription by RNA polymerase II
Molecular function (GO): DNA-binding transcription factor activity, RNA polymerase II-specific; RNA polymerase II cis-regulatory region sequence-specific DNA binding
Source: RefSeq, a predicted model, not a curated record